AUGUCAUCAAUCUUCAAAAUCGUACUUACAAACUCGGUGGCCAAGGUAAUUGAUCUCACCCUGUGCGUGCCUAUUCCUCAGCUCCUCCAUGAUUUUAGUGAUCUGUCCCUUCCUCACAUUGAUCCCUGCAUUGAUCUCACCCUGUGCGUGUCUAUUCCUCAGCUCAGUCACAAUGGUAAUCGGUCUCAAACCUGCAUUCUCAUUCACUGUAUAUGGAAUAACCUCAAGAGCUCAGCAAAUGCCUUGUACCCUUCCAUCCCCUGCAGCACCUUAGACCAUGCACCCAACUGCCUUGAGAGCUCAAUCUCAGGCGCACCACCGCCUGCAAUUAGAAACCUCUUGUUCACCAAACACCUCACCACACAGUGCAUCAUGCAAACUUCUCUCGGCCUCAUCAAGAACCAUCUGGUUCGAUCCACGGACGAGAACACUAGUAGUUCUCCCCAUAUCCUUAAUCCCAGUGAUCUUGACAAUCUAUCCACCAUCCACAAGCGACACCUCCUCUAUCAAAUUUGCAUACCCCAACUUUUCAGUACAGAAAUGCUCAAUGUCAUUUCAAAGGAUUUGUUUGGGGUUCUGAAAGAAGAACGUGGAGCAAAUUUGACAUCUUUUAUAUCAGAAAAGAUUACCAUUGUACCCGGCGACAUUACUUGUGAAACAUUGGGAAUUAAUGACUUGAAUCUGUCACUCGAAAUUUCCACUGAGGUAGAUGUUGUGAUUAAUCUAGCUGCAACCACUAACUUUGAUGAAAGAUAUGAUGUUGCACUGGGAAUCAAUACUCUUGGACCUUUGCAUGUUUUGAACUUUGCUAAAACAUGUGGUAAAUUGAAGGUGCUUCUUCACGUAUCAACUGCUUAUGUGUGUGGUGAAAAGGAGGGAGUCAUACUUGAGAAACCCUUCAACCUGGGUGACACUCUCAAUGGAACAUCUGGACUGGACAUAAAUGCUGAGAAACAAGUAAUUGAGGAAAAACUGAAAGAACUCAAUGAUGAGAAUGUUUCUGCGAAAUCGAUUACAUCAGCCAUGAAGGAUUUGGGAAUUCAAAGGAUCAUGAGUGCAUUAAGGGACAAUGAAGCAUACGAGGAAGAGCUUCUCGACUACGAGGAAGAAGACGAGCAAGACCCCAACUCCAGUAAUGGCAGAGCCACCGGGGGCUACGUUCGACUUCACAGUUCGGGGUUCAGAGACUUCCUGUUAAAGCCGGAGCUGCUUCAAGCCAUUGUGGAAUUGGGUUUUGAACAUCCAUCUGAAGGCAAAGCCAUUCUUCUAAUCUUUCCCUAA
Molecule: messenger RNA, 1281 nt
Organism: Fraxinus pennsylvanica
Lineage: Eukaryota; Viridiplantae; Streptophyta; Magnoliopsida; Lamiales; Oleaceae
Source: the annotation of a GenBank genome assembly